Spea bombifrons (plains spadefoot toad) is the source of this 991-nucleotide messenger RNA. It is a transcript of the gene ENKUR, whose product is annotated as enkurin, TRPC channel interacting protein. NCBI's taxonomy places the organism in Eukaryota, Metazoa, Chordata, Amphibia, Anura, Pelobatidae. Gene Ontology annotation, cellular component: acrosomal vesicle. The transcript has 5 exons. The coding region runs from base 114 to 911 and encodes 265 amino acids. The record is from RefSeq and is a predicted model, not a curated record. Gene Ontology annotation, molecular function: calmodulin binding.
UCCUCCUCAGAGACAGAGCUUUUCAGAAGCCGAGAAAGGAGUCAAGAAGAGGAUUUUAUUUUCAGGUUUCAUUCAAAAACAUUUAUUUUUUGAACUCAAGGAAAUUAAGCAAGAUGAAGGACUUUCAUCCUGACGAAACUAUUUAUAACCUAAUCCCUAAAGAAGAGGUUAAAAAACCCAAGCCACCCAGGUACAUUUCAACAUUCCAGGGUUCUGUCAAAGCAGAGGAGCAAAGGAAUAAAGCUGCCUACAAAACCAUGGGACCAGCUAAGGUCGAAGUUCCUUCUCCAAAGGAAUACCUACAGAAACAUACACAUGAAAUGAAGCUGUCACACAAAAGUGCUUUGCUUGCUUCCACAGAAAAAGCCCCCAAGUGUCUGAAUGAAGGAAAUAAACGCCCCCCAGUUCCCCAGCACACGGAGCAGCCAGUGAUGGGAGUGCAUUCAAACAAGAGUUUCAUCAAAACCAACGUGGUGGAAGCUGUCAUGGCUGUGCCUAAGAAGCCACAACCUAUCUAUGUGGAUACCAAGAAGGGGGAUAAGCACCUGCUUGAAACUUCAGGACUAACUCCUAAAUAUAUUAAGAAAAAGGAUUUUGGAUCCACUCCAGAAUACUUAGUGAAGAGAAAUGAGGAGGUAAGAAGAGCACAAGAAGAGUAUGAUGCUUAUAUCAAAGAGCGUCUUAAGAUGGGCGCAAUGAAACAGCUUUCUGAGGAAGAAAAGCAGUCUACACUUGAGGGUCUGAAGAGAAAUUGGGAUAGCCUGCACCAUGACUAUCAAGCUCUGUCGGUUGUGAUUGAUACCCCUACUAAAAAGGCAUACAAAGAAAGAUUGGAAGCGGAAAUGAAGCUGUUAGAACAAGACAUCGACCUACUAGAAAGACACAGGGUUAUCUAUGUUGCAAAUAACUAACCGACUACUGAAACACCACAACUAGUAGAUAAAAAGGGAGUUGUUGAAUGAAUAAAUUUUAUGGAUUUGUGCAAAUAAAA